Molecule: messenger RNA, 528 nt
Organism: Tremella mesenterica DSM 1558
Lineage: Eukaryota; Fungi; Basidiomycota; Tremellomycetes; Tremellales; Tremellaceae
Exons: 4
Coding region: 1-528 (175 amino acids)
Cellular component (GO): endoplasmic reticulum
Source: RefSeq, a predicted model, not a curated record
AUGUCUUCCAAAGGUCGAUUCGCUGGUAGACCCAUGGAUAGGGUAUGGUUCAUCUUCUGCGUCGUAGUAACCUUAACACUCGAUUGUACUCAUCUUUACCCACCUGCUUUAAUAGCUAAAACACCAUUACCGAGAUUCCAAAAAUGGUAUAUCGCUUGGUCUCGUGAUCCCAUCGUUACGGGAGCGACGGGAACAGCUGCUGAAUGGGGUUGGUUGAGAACUUUUGUUUGGAUGGAAUUGUUAUUCCAAGUUCCAUGUUUCUUGAUUGGUGCUGUGGGAUUGUAUCGUAAUGAUAAACGUGUUUAUCCGAUCUUACUGGCAUACGGAGCAUCAACAUCCACCACCCUCAUCCCAGCUUUAUCGGCAAUCUUGACUUACCCAGUUCAACCUCCUCUCACCAAAGGUGAAAUCGGAACGUUGUUAGCUAGUUAUUUACCGAUUUUGAUCUUACCUACGAUUUUGGUCAUAGAUAUGAGUAUCAGGAUUUUGGGGAUUAUAAAAGUUGCAGAAGAGAGGAAGAGGGUGUGA